AUGUAUUCGCACAAGUUCAACGGUCCAGCAUGGCGUUAUGAAAUUGGAUAUUCCAUUUUCGGGAAAGAUAUUGUUUGGGUUAACGGUCCUUUCAAGGCUGGAGAGAGCGAAAUAACACUUUUUAGGGAAGCCGGGCUUUGUAACAGCCUAGAACCUUUGGAGUGCGUGGAAUGUGACUCUGGAUACAAAGGAGAUGUCAAACUCAAGAAUCCAUCAACAGGAGCCAACAGAAGCGAGCGAGAGCAAAAGAGUGCUGUGCGAGCAAGGCACAAAAUUGUUAAUGGCCGUUUAAAGCAGUUUGCGGUUCUUGACCAGGUCUUUCGUCAUUUGUCCAGAGAGCAGCAUGGAUUUUGCUUCAAGGCUGAUGUUGUCAUCACACAGCUAAAGUUUGAAUUUCAUGGGCGGCUCUACAAUGUAGUUUACCACAAUCACUAA
Messenger RNA from Cylindrotheca closterium, 435 nucleotides. The record is from the annotation of a GenBank genome assembly. NCBI's taxonomy places the organism in Eukaryota, Bacillariophyta, Bacillariophyceae, Bacillariales, Bacillariaceae.